ACAACCAGAUGGUGAUUUGAGGUUUCAAGAACUGACCUACAGCUACAUGACAUACUGUGGAGACAGAGAUUUUUACGAGCCCAGAUGCAUGGCCGUAUAAUCCGGCACCUUCUUGAGUCAGAAAAAAGCACGUCUUUUGCUUUGAUUUGUUUUGCUUUCCCUUGAAAUUGCUCUCAGUCAAAGGCGAAAAAACGGGCCGCAAGCAAAGCGAAAUAGGACAGAAGCACGGGAUUGACAAGUAAAGGACGACGGACCGUCAUGCGAGAGGAACAGACUUGUGGCGACUUUCCCGAGGGUGGGGUCCUACCCAGUGAAGAGGAUCAAGAGCGUCGCCCCAACAAGUGCCCCGUCGUCGUUGCACCGCCGGCCGGUCCUCGGAAGCGGCUGACAGGUCCCAAGAAAGAGCCUAGUGGACCCCUAGCACAGGACGACAAAACGCCACUGGAGGGCCCGUCUACGCUCGUUCCCUCUGGCCCCAAGCGGCCCAAGAGGAAUUCACCCUCGUCCUCAUCAAACUCUUCAGCCUCCCAAGUGCUCACCGUGAGCGCGGUGUCACCUGUGCCCGGGCAACCAUUCGAGGACCUCCACACACAACGAGUGAUCGCUAACGUGCGGGAACGACAGCGCACGCAGUCCCUAAACGACGCUUUCGCCUCGCUGCGGAAGAUCAUCCCCACACUGCCUUCGGACAAACUGAGCAAGAUUCAGAUCCUCAAACUGGCUUCACGAUACAUCGACUUUCUCUACCAGGUUCUCCAGAGCGAUGAGAUGGAUGCCAAGCUGGCCAGCUGUAACUACCUGGCCCACGAGAGGCUGAGCUACGCCUUCUCCGUUUGGAGGAUGGAGGGUGCUUGGUCCAUGUCCGCCACUCACUAGACGUUCAUCUGUUCCUAAUCCCGCCGACCGACCCUACAGCCCUACGAAACGCCACUUCCAACCAGCCUCUGAACUCUGAACCUGCAUUCUGCCCGAGAGAGAGAGUGACUCUGAUUAUUAAACACAUUGCUUUCUAUCCACCAGCUACGGCUUCAACUUCCCCAUCAACAGCCAUUUGACUCCUGCUGCCAUGACCUGACCCUGCCUAAAGCUGACCUCUGACCUUCCAACACAGAUCUUUUCACUUUUCCUCAGAGCAACCCUCUACAGUAUCCCACUAUCCCAGAG
Molecule: messenger RNA, 1164 nt
Organism: Rhinichthys klamathensis goyatoka
Lineage: Eukaryota; Metazoa; Chordata; Actinopteri; Cypriniformes; Leuciscidae
Gene: twist3
Product: twist3
Exons: 2
Coding region: 259-876 (205 amino acids)
Biological process (GO): regulation of transcription by RNA polymerase II; developmental process
Molecular function (GO): DNA-binding transcription factor activity, RNA polymerase II-specific; RNA polymerase II transcription regulatory region sequence-specific DNA binding; protein dimerization activity
Source: RefSeq, a predicted model, not a curated record